Messenger RNA from Zalophus californianus (California sea lion), 4866 nucleotides. It is a transcript of the gene MEGF6, whose product is annotated as multiple EGF like domains 6. Gene Ontology annotation, molecular function: calcium ion binding; scavenger receptor activity; protein binding. The coding region runs from base 197 to 4246 and encodes 1349 amino acids. The transcript has 32 exons. The record is from RefSeq and is a predicted model, not a curated record. Gene Ontology annotation, cellular component: extracellular region. NCBI's taxonomy places the organism in Eukaryota, Metazoa, Chordata, Mammalia, Carnivora, Otariidae.
CGCCGGCCAGGCGGGAAGCCGGACCUUCCGCACCUGCGGCGCCCCGGGGCUCGGCGGGCCCGGCGCGGGCACCUGCGGCUGCGCCCUGCGCGUCCCCGGGCCAUGGCGCACGUGGAGGCGGCGGCUCCGAGGGCCCCCCGGGGCCUCCUGUGAGCGGGGGACCGGAGCGGGGACCCGGCGCGGGGCCGCGGGCACGAUGCCCGUCUUUCCGGAGGCGAGGGCGGCGGGGUGCGCGGUGGCCCUGGCCCUGGUGCUGCUGCUUCCCGCAGGGCCAGCGAGCGCCCUGCUCCGCCUGCAGCUCGGCCUGCCCCACGUGUGUGCCGAACAGGAGCUGACCUUGGUGGGCCGCCGCCAGCCCUGUGUGCAGGCUUUCAGCCGAACCGUGCCCGUGUGGAAGCCGGGCUGUGGGCGGCAGGCAUGGUGUGUCGGCCACGAGCGGAGAACCAUCUACUACACAGGCUACAGGCAAGUAUAUGCCAUGGAGGCCCAGACCGUGUUGAGGUGCUGCCCAGGGUGGAGCCAGCAGCCUGGAGACCAGGGCUGCCUCUCCCCCCAGUGCAGCGCUGGCCUCUGUUUUAACGGUGGCCACUGCGUGCCUGGCUCAGCCCAGCUAUGCUACUGUCCCCGAGGCUUCCAGGGUCCCCGAUGUCAGUACGAUGUAGAUGAGUGCCAAAUGCACAAUGGCGGCUGUCAGCACAGAUGUGUGAACACACCAGGCUCCUAUCUCUGCGAGUGCAAGCCCGGAUUCCGGCUCCAUGCGGACGGCAGGACCUGCUUGGCCAUAAACUCCUGUGCCUUGGGGAAUGGGGGCUGCCAGCACGAGUGUGUCCAGCUCACAGUGACCCAGCACCGCUGCCAGUGCCGCCCCGAGUUCCAGCUCCAGGAGGACGGAAAGCGCUGUGUCCGGAGAAACCCGUGUGCGGACCGGAAUGGCGGCUGCAUGCACACGUGCCAGGUGCGCCGCGGCCUUGCCCACUGUGAGUGCCACGCGGGCUUCUUCUUGGCGGCCGACCGCAGGUCCUGUGAAGAUGUGGACGAAUGCGCCACAGGCCAGGCCCAGUGUGCCCACGGCUGCCUCAAUACCCGGGGGUCCUUCACGUGCAUCUGCCACGCUGGCUACGAGCUGGGCGCUGACAGCCGGCAGUGCUACCGCAUCGAGAUGGAGAUUGUGAACAGCUGUGAGGCGAACAAUGGGGGUUGCUCGCAUGGCUGCAGCCACACAAGUGCGGGGCCCCUCUGCACCUGCCCCCGGGGCUAUGAGCUUGACGAGGACCAGAAGACGUGCAUCGACGUGGACGACUGUGCGGCCUCCCCGUGCUGCCAGCAGGCCUGCACCAACAGCCCUGGCGGGUAUGAGUGUGGCUGCUACGCUGGCUACCGGCUCAGCACCGACGGCUGCGGGUGUGAGGACGUGGACGAAUGCGCCUCUGGCCGCGGCGGCUGUGAGCACCACUGCACCAACCUGGCGGGCUCCUUCCAGUGCUCGUGUGAGGCCGGCUUCCGGCUGGACCAGGACCGCAGGGGCUGUGCCCCCCUGGAGAUCCCCGAGGUGGACCUGGAUGGCCAGCUGCCCUUUGUGCGGCCCCUCCCACAUGUCACGGUGCUCCAGGACGAACUGCCUCACCUCUUCCAAGACGACUAUGUCGGGGUCCAGGAGGAGGAGGCAGCGGCGGAGGCCCGGGGCGAGCACACGCUGAUGGAGAAGUUUGUCUGCCUGGAUGCCUCCUUUGGCCAGGACUGCAGCCUCACGUGUGACGACUGUCGGAAUGGGGCGACCUGCCUCCCGAGCCUGGAUGGCUGUGACUGCCCCGAGGGCUGGACCGGCCUCAUCUGCAACGAGGCUUGUCCUCCAGACACCUUCGGGAAGAACUGCAGCCUCUCCUGUGCCUGUCAGAAUGGCGGGACCUGUGACCCCGUGACGGGCGCCUGCCGCUGCCCUCCCGGUGUCGGUGGAGCCCGCUGUGAGGACGGCUGCCCCAAGGGCUUCUAUGGCAAGCAGUGUCACAAGAAGUGUCACUGUGCCAACCGUGGCCGGUGCCACCGCCUCUACGGGGCCUGCCUCUGUGACCCAGGGCUCUACGGCCGCUUCUGCCACCUGGCGUGUCCGCCGUGGGCCUUUGGGCCCAGCUGCUCAGAGGAGUGCCUGUGUGAGCGGCAGAACACGCUGACCUGUGACCGGAGGGAUGGUAGCUGUUCCUGCAAGGCCGGCUUCAGGGGCGAGCGGUGUCAGGAUGAGUGUAUGCCGGGCUUCUUUGGGCCCGGAUGCCGACAGGCGUGCACCUGCCCUCAGGGCGUGGCCUGUGACCCCGUAAGCGGCCAGUGUGGGGGGCUGUGUCCUGCUGGCUACCAGGGGAAGGACUGUGAUCAAGAUUGUCCCGAGGGUCGCUGGGGGAUCGGCUGCCAGGAGAUCUGCCCGGAGUGUGAGCAUGGCGCUGCGUGUGAGCCUGGGACCGGAGCCUGCCUGUGCCCCCCCGGUUACGUGGGCAGCCGCUGCCAGGACCCAUGCCCUGCAGGCUGGUUUGGGCCCGGCUGCCAGACGAGGUGCUCCUGUGCCAACGAUGGGCACUGCCACCCGGAGACCGGACAUUGCAGCUGUGCCCCUGGAUGGACCGGCCUCGGCUGCCAGAGGGCCUGUGAUGAUGGGCACUGGGGACCCGACUGCAGCCACCCCUGCACCUGCAGCCCAGGCCACGGGAGUUGCGACGCGGUCAGUGGCCUGUGUGUGUGUGAGGCCGGCUACACAGGCCUGCAGUGUGAACAGCGGUGUCCCCAGGGCCGCUUUGGGCCGGGCUGUGGACAGCAGUGCCAGUGUGAGCACGGGGCAGCCUGUGACCACGUCAGCGGGGCGUGCAGCUGCCCGGCCGGCUGGAGGGGAGCCUUCUGUGAACGCGCCUGCCCCGCCCCCACUUACGGACACAACUGCAGCCAGACCUGCUCCUGCUUCAAUGGGGCCUCCUGUGACCCCGUCCAUGGACAGUGCCGCUGCGGCCCUGGCUGGAUGGGCCCCACCUGCCUGGAGCCCUGUGCUGAGGGCACGUUUGGGGCACGCUGUGAGGAGCGCUGUGCCUGCCAACAGGGGGCCCCCUGCCACCACAUGACGGGGGCCUGCCUCUGCCCCCCGGGGUGGAGAGGCGCCCGGUGUGAGAACGCCUGCCCGCUUGGCUGGUUUGGAGAGGCCUGUGCCCAGCACUGCCUGUGCCCACCCGGCGCUGCCUGCCACCACGUCACCGGGGAGUGCCGCUGCCCACCAGGCUCCACGGGGCCUGGCUGUGAGCAGGAAUGCCCCCCCGGGCGGUUUGGGCCUGGCUGUGAGCAGCGGUGUGAGUGUGUCCAUGGGGACUCCUGCGACGCAGCCACCGGGGCUUGCCUCUGCCCUGCUGGGUUCCUGGGGGCCAACUGCAGCCUGCCCUGUCCACAAGGCCGCUUUGGCCCCAGCUGUGCCCACGUGUGCAGGUGUGGGCAGGGAGUAUCGUGUGACUCCGUGACUGGCACCUGCACCUGCCCCCCUGGGAGGACCGGCGUCCACUGUGAGCAUGGCUGCCCUCAGAACCGGUUUGGCGUGAGCUGUGAGCGCGUGUGCCCCUGCAGGAACGGGGGCCUGUGCCACGCGGCCAACGGUAGCUGCUUCUGCGGCCUGGGCUGGACGGGGCCGCACUGUGAGCUGGCCUGCCCUCCUGGUCACUAUGGUGCCGCCUGCCGUCUGCAGUGCUCUUGCCAAAACAACGGCACGUGUGAGCCCACCACGGGCGCCUGCCACUGCGGCCCCGGCUUCUACGGCCAGGCCUGCCAGCACUCCUGUCCCCCCGGCUUCCACGGGGCUGCCUGCCGGAAGGCGUGUGAGUGUCAGCACGGGGCUCCCUGCCACCCCGUCAGCGGCCAGUGUGUCUGCCCUGCCGGCUUCUCCGGCCAGCUCUGUGAGAGGGGGUGUGAACCAGGCUCUUUUGGAGAGGGCUGCCGCCAGCGCUGUGACUGCCGGGCGGGGGCACCCUGCGACCCCGUCACCGGCCAGUGCCUGUGUCCCCCGGGGCGCACAGGGGCCACCUGUGACCUCGACUGCACAGUGGGCUUCUUUGGGCCGGGCUGUGCCCUGCGCUGCGGCUGUGGGGCUGGGGCUACCUGUGACCCCGUCAGUGGGCUGUGCCACUGUGUGAACGGCUCUCUGGGGCCCACCUGCCAGCAAGCGGCCUCACGACCAGCUUCUCAUGAACCAGCACUUGGGCUCGGCAGCCGGGCAGAGAAACCCUAGCUCCGAGGCAGCUGCAAGCAGGCCCGUCUUCCAGGCGCUUUGCUGACGACUGAGGAGGGGCGCCUGGGGGCUGGCCAGAACUCCAGCCCAGACCGCCCGGCCCUGCAGCCUUGUGCUGGGCAAGGAGCGGCUGGCCACGGGGAGGGAGGCCCUGCCUGGCCUAGCUCCAAGGGGCCCAGGCGAGUGGGCCCGGCCUCGGGCUGUGCAGCACACCGCUGCGCUGGCCGCACGUGCUGAGGAAGCCCUCCCCCCGCCCCCCAGCCGCCCCCUCCGGGGCCCUGGGUCAGGACUGAGGGCAGGUGUGGCUGCAGGUGCAGGCAGGGGCCCCUGCCCUCUGAGCAGGUUCUUCUGGUGCUAGGCCCUGGGACUGCUGCGCUCAGCCCGUUGACCUGGAAUCGUGGCCCACUGUAUUUAUAGAGAAGUAUUUAUGGGCAGCUGGCCACGCCCACUGUGCCCCUGGGCACGGACAGGCUGCCCCUUCCUGCCUGCCCCAGGAAACCCUGCUGCGGGACUUUGGGGCUCCCCCCCCGCGGGGCCUCUGGGCGGUGGGCUCCAGUACAUGUGAAACCCAGAAACUUAAGAAAGAAGCUGCCGCUUCCUUGUGGCCUGUGUGUUCGCUG